This is a messenger RNA of Gossypium arboreum, 2327 nucleotides long. RefSeq names its product poly [ADP-ribose] polymerase 2. The transcript is spliced from 18 exons. The record is from RefSeq and is a predicted model, not a curated record. Gene Ontology annotation, molecular function: NAD+ poly-ADP-ribosyltransferase activity. Lineage: Eukaryota; Viridiplantae; Streptophyta; Magnoliopsida; Malvales; Malvaceae. Bases 88 to 2109 code for a protein of 673 amino acids.
AUUCCGGAAGAGGCUGCAAUGGCAAUAUCGUGCUGGGAAAGCUACUAAAACGACAGCGUUUUGAAGCACAUUUGUCACCGUAUAAAAAUGUAUCCCUCCAUUUCCUUCUUACAUUCUCAAACGAUUUCUCCCGCACUUUGCUCAUCGAAGAACAUGGCAAGUAAGCUGAAAGUAGGCCAGCUCCGAGACGAACUCGCCCAGCGUGGGCUUGACACAAUCGGGACCAAGCCCUUACUGGUGCUGAGACUGGAGGAUGCUUUGCUCAAGGAGAGGAAGAAAGAAGAGGAAAAUGGAGGCAAGGCUAACAAUGCAAUCGGAAAUAACAAGAGAAAAAGAGGGAGGGAGUCCGAUGUCUGUAGUAACGAGGAUUCGGACAAAGUCAAUGCCGUUGAGGAGUUUCGACAAAUGAAUGUCAAGCAAUUACGCGAACAAGCUACUCUUCGAGGCCUUUCCACUGUUGGCACCAAAAAGGAACUUCUCGAGCGGCUUUGUGAAGAUGCCGACAAGAAUCCUCUUCGUGUUAAAGUAGAAGAAGAAGAAGAAGAAGAAGAAGAAGAAGAAGAAGAAGAAGAAGAAGAAGAGAAGGAAAGUAGGAAGGAGGAGAAAAUCGUUACGGCCACAAAGAAAGGGGUGGCUGUUCUGGAUCAAGGGAUCCCAGAUGAGAUAAAGGCUCAUUAUCAUGUUCUACAAAAGGGUGAUCAUAUCUAUGAUGCCAUGUUAAAUCAGACGAAUGUUGGGCAAAACAAUAACAAGUUCUUUGUGAUCCAGCUUCUAGAAUCUGAUGACUCAAAGACAUACAUGGUUCAUAAUAGAUGGGGUAGAGUUGGUGUGAAGGGUCAAAUUAAGUUACAUGGCCCCUUUACUUCACGACAAGCUGCAAUUGAUGUGUUUCAAACCAAGUUCUUUAACAAGACCAAAAACUAUUGGUACAACAGAAAAGACUUUGUUUGUCACCCAAAGUGCUACACCUUGCUGGAGAUGGACUAUGAUGAAAAAGAAAAGGAUUCUGAUGUCAAAAGAAAGGCUAACUCUUCCAUUGGUGCUCAAUUGCGGGAGACAAAGCUUGAACAACGUGUUGCUAAGUUUAUCUCUGUUAUAUGCAAUAUCAGCAUGAUGAAGCAACAAAUGAUGGAAAUAGGAUACAAUGCUGACAAGUUGCCUCUUGGUAAGCUAAGCAAAUCCACAAUUUUAAAGGGGUAUGAUAUCUUAAAGAAAAUUGCUGAUGUGAUUGACCAGUCAAACAGGAGCAAGCUUGAGCAAUUAAGUUCGGAAUUUUACACCGUGAUUCCACAUGAUUUUGGAUUUAGAAAAAUGCGUGAUUUUGUCAUCGACACACCUCAGAAGUUGAAAAAGAAGUUGGAAAUGGUUGAAGCCCUGGGAGAAAUAGAGGUCGCAUCAAAAUUAUUAAUGGAUGACAUUACGAUGGAGGAAGAUCCUUUAUAUUAUCGGUACCAGCAGCUUCACUGUGAACUGUUUCCUCUUGACAAUGAUACUGAGGAGUUCGCUAUGAUUGUAAAGUAUAUUCAGAAUACUCAUGCUCAGACACAUUCAAAUUAUACAGUUGAUGUUGUUCAAAUAUUCAAGGUGACAAGAGACGGUGAAAGUGAACGCUUUAAAAAGUUUUCUGGAACAAAAAAUAGAAUGCUGUUGUGGCAUGGUUCUCGGCUUACUAACUGGACUGGCAUUCUGUCCCAAGGUUUGCGCAUUGCUCCACCUGAAGCGCCUGCCACGGGUUAUAUGUUUGGGAAGGGGGUUUACUUUGCUGAUAUGUUCUCCAAAAGUGCAAAUUAUUGCUAUACUAAUUCUGCCUUCACAACUGGGGUGUUGCUUCUAUGUGAGGUUGCCCUGGGUGACAUGGCUGAGCUUCUACAAGCUAAAAGCGAUGCUGAUAAGCUGCCGGAUGGGAAGUUGAGCACAAAAGGUGUUGGUGCAACUGCACCGGAUCCUUCUGAAGCCCAGUCACUUGAUGAUGGUGUUGUAGUUCCCCUAGGAAAACCGAAGGAGCAAAACCGGGAGGGUGCUUUAUUAUACAAUGAAUAUAUAGUCUACAAUGUCGACCAGAUAAGGAUGCGCUACUUGAUUCAAGUUAGUUUCAAAUAUACAAAGUAGUUGUCCGCACAUUUGUUGAUUUACUGCCUGGUUUUGAUAGAAUUUUGAUCUGUAAUCUAUAUGUUGUAAAUGUAUGAAACAUAUUUGCAUUUGCUCUGUAGCCCGUGUAUGAUACCAGGCAGGGGACUUGUUUCAUACGUUUUAGACAAAAUGAACCCCAUUCCUUUUUCUUCUCUGAAAUUCGAAAUCCUAUAGGCGUAGUCUUAGAUUUGAAUAAA